UUUCUUAAACCUCAACCAAAUUGAUCAAAAACACGAAAGAAAAACAUCCGGAAGACCAUGUCUCAAAGCCCACCAGCAGCAAGAUUCAGUGGCAUCAAUGCUACCAAUGGGGCCAAUGGUGCAGUCCCUGUGAAGAACUACCGGCUUUACUGGUGUUACCACUGCCGUCAAUCGGUCCGUAUUGCCUCUACGGAUCGUCAUGAGAUCAUCUGCCCUCGAUGUCACGGGCAGUUUGUUUGCGAGAUGGAAAUCCCCAGACCAAGGAUGGUUGUUGAUUUCUUGGCUUUCGAUCCAUCCCCUGAAGCGCGUUGGUUGGAAGCACUCUCUCUUUUUAUGGAUCCUCCCAUCAGGCUAUUCAAUACUGGCGAUUCAGAUAACCAAGUACCUCGAGGCAUGCCUCGGUUCAGACGUUCGAACAAUUUACUUCACUCCGAAGGUCAAACUUUGCCCAUGGAGCAUCUUCGCAGGCGCAGGAGCCAUAGUGCUGAUGAAACUGAUGAACCUGAAUCUCUCCGUGUUCCUAGGGCUUGGGAUAUCAUACAACUAGCAGGUUCAUUUGGCCAAGAUGAAGGUGCUGCACGCCCUGGUCUUGAUCCUAGGAACUUCUUUUUCGGACUGGGACUGAAUGAGUUGAUAGAACAACUUACACAAAAUGACAGGCCAGGACUACCCCCGGCUCCAGAGUCAACAAUCGAUGCAAUCCCAACCGUGAAGGUUUCAGAAUUACAUCUACGCCAUGAUUUGCAGUGUCCAGUUUGUAAGGAGGAAUUCAAGAUCGGUGGGGAGGCAAGUGAGUUGCCUUGUAACCAUAUAUACCACAGCGAUUGCAUCGUGCCUUGGUUAAGGCUUCACAAUUCUUGCCCCGUUUGCCGCUACGAGUUGCCGGUAAGCAGCGCCAAUGAACAAUCUAGCUGUGACUAUUUAUCCGAACCGGAGGUUUCGUCCAGCAACGGAAGAAGAUGUUGGAGGCUUAGGCAAUUGGCUAGUAAUUUGUGGCCCUGCCGCCGAAGGCGACAUAGAAUUAUGCCCAGAGACUGAUAGAAUCUGUA
Hibiscus syriacus is the source of this 1049-nucleotide messenger RNA. Its product is annotated as E3 ubiquitin-protein ligase RZF1-like. Gene Ontology annotation, biological process: protein ubiquitination. The transcript has a single exon. Bases 58 to 1038 code for a protein of 326 amino acids. Gene Ontology annotation, molecular function: ubiquitin protein ligase activity. The record is from RefSeq and is a predicted model, not a curated record. Gene Ontology annotation, cellular component: cytoplasm. Lineage: Eukaryota; Viridiplantae; Streptophyta; Magnoliopsida; Malvales; Malvaceae.